Molecule: messenger RNA, 1800 nt
Organism: Aspergillus tanneri
Lineage: Eukaryota; Fungi; Ascomycota; Eurotiomycetes; Eurotiales; Aspergillaceae
Exons: 2
Coding region: 1-1800 (599 amino acids)
Source: RefSeq, a predicted model, not a curated record
AUGCGUUCGCCGCUCUCAACCAGUGCACAGUAUUCAUCCAGCCGGCCUGCAUAUGUGUCAAGGGGUGACUGUCCUCCGCAUCAGGGAAUCGUGACUAGUCUGGAACAACAGGAACCUCCUAUCCAGCUCAGAAGUCCUAUUUCGCCCAACCAAUUGCAACAACCCUCAACCCCCCAGGAUACCGGUUCAAGUCGACUUAAGCGACGAGCGUCUCAAGGGUCCAUCUUAACAAAACCGUCAUCUGUUUCCCGCUUCCUGUCAAGAAGCAACGUUUCUCAGAACAUCUCGCCAUUUGAACACUUUGGGUUUUCAAAGCACUCUGGCCUGGUAGAACCCCGUGGCCAGUCGGCUGGUUCCCAUCUCCACCAUUCUCCCUCGGCGGCAUCAAGUUCGCUGGCGGCUCGAGCCUCUCAGUCCACCACAGCGGUUUUGGAUUUUGCGGGCAAGAGUGACUACCCCUCCGCUCUCCCUCCAACCCCGCCUGACGAAGACGUACACAUAGCGUGGGAUCCUAAAUCCGACAUGCUGCUGUUCGAAUCCCAUAUGACUCGCGAGCCGGGGCGGAUGCCCAUUGAUGAGGGUCCUAACAUCGACAAUGCACCCGGAGGUGCCUCGUCAGAUGGUCUAGGCAGCCCCUCCGAUCAGCUUUCCAACGUGUCUCCUUUCAGUGCUGGCGAAAGCCCAGGAUCUUCCGGCGGGAUGGAUUGUGACCAGAACGCAUGGAUAGAGAAUGGCAUCGAGGCAUCCGUAUCAUCCUUACCGUUCUCUAACUCCCGGGGCGAAGCCGUUAAGAUUGUAUCUCAAAUGCUUCCCUAUCCGCGUCCGGCUGAGAAAACGGUCCCGACAAGUGAAGAAGUUUUUGGUGCCCUUAUCCAAGCCGUUCGGCAACAGCUCCAGAACGGUCAGUCGCCGUAUAUCAACAUCACCCAUGCCGUCCCGGAACAAUUCAGCCUCUCCAACCUCCCUUGGUCUCCCUCGUACACACCACGAUCUAUGUUUCCGGCAGACAACGACUAUUUCAACUCGUCCGUAUUCUCCAGCGCGGCAGUGGUAUCCGCGUAUCAUGAUUUCAGAGGUCUCAUUCAACCGACGGUGUCGCAUUUCCCGAUGCCGGUUGUGCCACCAUCCAGUGUACAUAUUUCAGUUCUGGAACGGUAUCUUCCUCCGUCAUCGACUCAGGAAUACAAGGAUCUCUUUUCUCCUUGUCGACCUUCCUUUUUGGUGGACCGGCUCUGUGAGCUCUCUCCCGAAGGAGGCUCGUUGCUAUUUAUUUAUCCCACCAGAAGAGGGGCAUUGACAUUCAAGGCACAAUACCUCGGGCCCAUUCUGGAUCCAUUACUGCGUCAGCUUGUGGUGGUCAACGAACUGUCCGCCGAUGUUGGUCGAUAUCUCGGCAAGAUGUCCGCGGUCGCCCAUAUGGAGGAUUUUGACACCAUGCGGAACAGUCUCUCGCAACUAUGCAAUGCCCUGAGUUCAUCGUCUUCCCGGUUCAGUAUUGCCGAUGCACGGAAGGGCAGCGCUCACCUGGACCGAAACGUGUGGACCGAAUGGUACAUCCACCAAGAAAAGGCCCGGAUGAAAGAGGUGCUCAGUCUUUAUUGGCAAGGUGGUCGUUCCCUGCCGACGACCAAGUCGGUCUCCAAUCAAAGCACGAAUUAUAUUAUACAGGACAAAGAGGUGACGUCGGCGAUGCUACUGGGUGAAAUUCUCGAUGGUAUUCGGAAACGACCGUAUGGGGAAGAUUCCGAACCUGGCGAUGGAAUUGAACUCGGAGUUUUUGUGAUUCGUCGGUCCCGCUGA